Molecule: messenger RNA, 945 nt
Organism: Phytophthora sojae
Lineage: Eukaryota; Oomycota; Peronosporomycetes; Peronosporales; Peronosporaceae
Exons: 1
Coding region: 1-945 (314 amino acids)
Biological process (GO): lipid metabolic process
Cellular component (GO): membrane
Molecular function (GO): oxidoreductase activity, acting on the CH-CH group of donors
Source: RefSeq, a predicted model, not a curated record
AUGGACGAGCCCUUGGUCUCCGGCGGCAUCAUGCUGCUCAUCUGCGUGGGCGUGACGGUCCUGAUGCAGUGCAGCUUCUUCGCUGUGGCCUACACGUGCCAGUUCGACAAGGUGACGGACCUGGCCGGCGCGCUCAACUUCAUCGUGCUGGCGGUGCUGUCGCUCGUACUUCAAGACGUGUACGACACGCGCGCCAUUGUGGCCACGUGCAUGCAGGUGGCGUGGGCGCUGCGGCUCGGCUCGUUCCUGCUACUGCGCGUGCUCAAGCGCGGCAAGGACGAGCGCUUCGACGAGAUGCGCGCCAACUGCCUCGCUUUCCUCGGCUUCUGGGUGUUCCAGAUCCUCUGGGUCUUCCUGGUCUCCCUCCCGGUGGUGCUGGCCAACUCGAGCGGCGAGCAGGUGGACGGCAGCUUCGGCGAGGCGAGAGACGUCGUGGGGAUCGUCGUGUGGGCCGUCGGCAUGGCGGUGGAGUACGCCGCCGACGCCUCCAAGUCGGCCUUCAACGAGGACCCCAAGAACAAGGGCAAGCUGCUGCGCUCGGGCGUGUGGAAGUACUCGCGCCACCCCAACUACUUCGGCGAAAUCCUGUGCUGGGUGGGGGUGACGGUGCUGGCCAGCGCCAACUUCGGCGGCGACGGCGGCGAGACGUGGUUCUACUACGUGAGCUGCCUUAGCCCCGUCUUCACCUUCCUCGUGCUCAUGUUCCUCUCGGGCGUGCCGCUGGCGGAGGAGCGCUACGACGAGCGCUUCGGGCUGGACCCGGACUACCUCGAGUACAAGCGCUCGACGAGUCCGCUGGUGCCGCUGCCGCCGGUGCUUUACCGCGCCCUGCCUGAGCCCGUCAAGCGCUGGUGCUUCCUCGAGCUCAAGCUGUACUCGCGCAAGCUGCGCGAGCUCCAAGACGCGGACAAGGUGCCAGCUCCCAACUAUCAGGCCAUUCCGUAG